AUGACUCAUUGUUUGCAAAUGUAUGGCAAACACWCACACAGUGUUAGUGAACGUCAACUUAAGGCACACAUCAGUCAUAUAAUAGACAUAUAAAUACUGCAAUUCAUUGUUAACUAUAUUGUCAUCACAUUUGGUUUAGUAGUUUGUGUCAACUGAUCCCCAUUUUCAUCGAUUGUCAACAAUGUCAGUCCAAUGGACACUCGUUGCCUGUUUUUUGUACGCAGAGAUUGCUUUAGUCGUACUUUUAAUAUUGCCGUUCAUCAGUGCAAAGACAUGGCAAAAGUUUUUCAAGAGUCGCUUCUUAAGGAGUAUUGAGAGUCAGGCAAACCUUUAUUUUAUGGUUUUUAUUGUGAUUCUCGUCUUAUUGUUUAUCGACUCGGUCCGUGAGAUGUCUAAAUACACAUCGGAUAAGAUACAGGACUCAGGUCACGGACAUUUGGACGCAGAAAUGCAACACUCAAUGAAACUGUUCAGAGCUCAGCGCAACUUCUAUAUCGCUGGAUUCGCUCUCUUUCUUUGCCUAGUUGUCCGACGAUUGGUUGUAUUGAUCGGAACUCAGGCACAACUGGAAGCUCAGGCCGAGGCUUCAAUCAAACAGGCAAAAGGCGCGUCACAGCAUUCAAGACAAUUGUUGGAACAGUUGUCGACCAGUCAGAGCCGAGACAAUCUGAAUAAUGAAAAUGAAGGCAACAAAAAAAUUGAGAAACAGGAAAACGAAUUGCGUAAACUGCGCGAAGAUUUGGCCACCGCUAAGGAGGACGCCGUUAAAUAUCGGGUUAAUUGUGAUGCUAUGAGAAAACAGGCGGAAUCGGUGUCAGAGGAAUAUGACAGACUUCGGGUCGAACACGAGAGGCUACAGCGGGAUUUCGAGAGACAGUCCAAUAGUGGCGACCAUAAGAAAGAUAAAUAACAGCAUAUUAUUAAACAGUUUUGCUUUAGUUUAGUAAUGUAUCCAUAAAUAUGUUACCAUUAUUUUCCUCUUUUAUUAAAUUACUUGGUUUUGUAUACACACUAAGGUU
This is a messenger RNA of Oppia nitens, 1019 nucleotides long. RefSeq names its product B-cell receptor-associated protein 31-like. Bases 182 to 910 code for a protein of 242 amino acids. The transcript has 5 exons. Gene Ontology annotation, biological process: endoplasmic reticulum to Golgi vesicle-mediated transport; intracellular protein transport. The record is from RefSeq and is a predicted model, not a curated record. Gene Ontology annotation, cellular component: endoplasmic reticulum membrane; endoplasmic reticulum. NCBI's taxonomy places the organism in Eukaryota, Metazoa, Arthropoda, Arachnida, Sarcoptiformes, Oppiidae.